Exophiala bonariae is the source of this 918-nucleotide messenger RNA. Its product is annotated as H/ACA snoRNP pseudouridylase subunit. The transcript is spliced from 4 exons. Gene Ontology annotation, cellular component: cytosol. Gene Ontology annotation, molecular function: aldose reductase (NADPH) activity. The coding region runs from base 1 to 918 and encodes 305 amino acids. The record is from RefSeq and is a predicted model, not a curated record. Lineage: Eukaryota; Fungi; Ascomycota; Eurotiomycetes; Chaetothyriales; Herpotrichiellaceae.
AUGACUGAUAUUCACUUCAAGCUCAACACCGGAGCCAAAAUCCCAGCAUUGGGACUCGGAACAUGGCAAAGCCCCGAGGGACAAGUGCGUGCGGCUGUAGCACAUGCAAUCAAAGUCGGGUAUCGACACAUUGACUGCGCGUAUGUGUAUGGAAAUGAGAAUGAGGUUGGCGAAGGCAUCAAGGAAGGUCUUGCAGCGGCCGGAAUCUCUCGAGCAGAUCUUUUCAUCACCACAAAACUCUGGUGCACAUAUCACACACGAGCGGAACAGAACCUGGAUAUGAGCUUGAAAUCGUUGGGACUGGACUAUGUGGACCUCUAUCUGAUGCACUGGCCUGUUGCGAUGAAUCCUAACGGGAACCAUGAAAAAUUCCCCAAAUUACCCGACGGCAGCAGAGAUCUCGUCCGAGACAGAUCCCAUGUAGACACGUACAAAGACAUGGAGAAGUUGGUCAAAACCGGCAAAGUCAAGGCGAUCGGAGUGUCGAAUUACUCCAAGAAAUUCCUCGAAGAGCUUCUUCCCAAGGUCGACACCGUCCCAGCCGUCAACCAGAUCGAAAACCAUCCAUUAUUACCUCAACAAGAUGUCGUUGAUUUCUGCAAGGAAAAGGGUACACUCGUCACUGCAUACAGCCCGCUGGGCAGCACCGGUAGCCCAUUGUUCCAGGAUCCUCAUGUUAUCAAACUGGCGGAACAAAAGGGAGUCAACCCGGGUACUAUUCUCCUCAGCUACCCCAUUGCACGAGGUGUGGUGGUCAUCCCCAAGUCUGUGACACCGUCGCGGAUCGAGGACAACAAGAAGAUCGUGGCUCUGUCUGAGGAUGACUUGGCGUCGUUGGCUGAAAUCUCCAAGGAUGGAGUGACUCGCUACAUCUACCCUGAAUUCGGUGUCGACUUUGGUUUCCCUGACAAGUCAUGA